Messenger RNA from Ceraceosorus bombacis, 319 nucleotides. NCBI's taxonomy places the organism in Eukaryota, Fungi, Basidiomycota, Exobasidiomycetes, Ceraceosorales, Ceraceosoraceae. The record is from the annotation of a GenBank genome assembly.
AGCCAUCAAAUGUCACGUGUGGUGUGAGUUUUUCUAGCGUCCAUCCAUGCACACAACCAAUUUUGGAGUCAGAGUGCACUCGCACGAUUUCAAUCAAAUCACGAAUCCUGAUGAGGGGCAUGGCAUGCAAUCAGCUCCAGAUCAUCUAUCCAUUCGAUUGACUCGUGACUCGCGCACCUCGCUACGACCAAGUCGCAAACACUCCAAACCCUUCGCGCUCGCAUCGUGUCUCCGACUGCAAGGUCAGAGAGCAAAAGACAGACGGCACUGCAGCAAUACCCGGGAUAGGACUUUCUAGCUGUCAAAGCCUCCGCCGUAA